CUUUGUGAUCCGGGGUCCAGGAUCCUUUUUUCUCUCAAUUUUUAGGUUCCAUGGACCGGCUGCGGUUGCGAUGCUACUCCUAGGUGGCAGGUGCUCGAUGCUAGAUGCUGGGUACGGAGUACAGGGUGUGUCCAACCAAAGGGAGGGGGACUCAGGCUCGGAUACACUAGCUAGACCACUUACCCCUAACCUUGCCUUGGCUAUAUUAAACAUUGAAGCGUGCGGCCCAACCAGCAUCACGAGAAUUCGAUUGCCUAGAGACAAGUGGGGAGUCUCGUGGCCGAGCUUGGUCAUUAACGAAUGCAGCAGCCAGUGAGAGCCCGUCGUUGAUCUUUUUUUCACUACGAAGUGCGGUGCUGUGAUAUUUAACCUAACGCCCGCGCAGAGGCGCAGGUGGGGAUCCAUAGAUAUGUACUCCGUAGGGUAUCUUCCAUUCGAUCUUCCCAUGUGAGGAACUGAG
This is a messenger RNA of Colletotrichum godetiae, 460 nucleotides long. RefSeq lists its product as uncharacterized. The record is from RefSeq and is a predicted model, not a curated record. NCBI's taxonomy places the organism in Eukaryota, Fungi, Ascomycota, Sordariomycetes, Glomerellales, Glomerellaceae. The transcript has a single exon. Bases 71 to 316 code for a protein of 81 amino acids.